This is a messenger RNA of Coregonus sp. 'balchen', 855 nucleotides long. The record is from the annotation of a GenBank genome assembly. Lineage: Eukaryota; Metazoa; Chordata; Actinopteri; Salmoniformes; Salmonidae.
AUGAUGGGGAACGUCAUACGUGGCGCUGUGGCCUUCAUCCCAUCCGAGCGCUGCCAGCGUUUCCUGGUGGGCGACCUGAAGGAGAUGCCUCUCGAUCGGACACUAGACCUGAGCAAACUGCAGCUGCGUCGUCUUCCUAUGGCUGCCUGCCUGUUCAAUGAGCUGGUCAAGCUCUACCUGAGUGGCAACAACCUGAGCACCCUACCUGCAGACUUGCAGGGCCUGAGGAAGUUGCAGCUCUUAGCUCUAGACUUCAACUGUUUCGAGGAGCUGCCUGCGGCUGUGUGUCAGCUACCUCAGCUUAACAUCCUGUAUCUGGGCAACAACCAGCUCUGGUGCCUCCCCCGGGAGCUGGGCGAGCUGAAAGAACUUAAUACCCUGUGGUUGGAGACCAACUGUUUCACUGAGUUCCCCAGUGUAGUCUGCGACCUCCCCAACCUCAAGACCCUCCAUCUGGGGUACAACCAGAUAAGCAAACUGCCCAUGGAACUCGGUGGGUUGGAGGAGCUGAGGAGUAUCUGGCUAGCCGGGAACCAGCUGUGUGAGUUCCCGCCAGUGUUGCUUGCCAUGCACUUUCUGGCCGUGAUCGAUGUGGACCGCAACAAAAUCCGACGCUUUCCCGGUCUGUCCCACUUGCAGGGGUUGAAACUGGUAAUCUACGACCACAACCCCUGUGUGAACGCACCUGUGGUCGGGGAGGGGGUCAGGAGGGUUGGACGCUGGGCGGACAGCUCGGAUGAUGAAGAGGAUGGUGAGGAUGGGUCGAAAGUGUGUGAGACUCCGACUGAGGUGAAGGGGCUUGCCUCCGAGGGACAACUGGACUCACUACUUGAAAAGGGUUGUGGAAGCAUCUGA